Messenger RNA from Spirodela intermedia, 2202 nucleotides. The record is from the annotation of a GenBank genome assembly. NCBI's taxonomy places the organism in Eukaryota, Viridiplantae, Streptophyta, Magnoliopsida, Alismatales, Araceae.
AUGGGGCGGAAGCCGGCGGCGGAGGAGCGGCCGGCGGGCAAGGCCGCUAAGCCCAAGGAGAGCAGCACCUCUUCCGCGAAGGACGGCAGGAAGGAGAAGCUAUCGGUCUCUGCUAUGCUCGCUAACAUGGACCAGAAGCCGAAGGGUUCCUCCGCAGCCGCGAAGAAGCCCAAAGGGAAGCCAAAUCCGUCGUCCUAUACCGACGGCCUCGACCUUCCCCCGUCCGACGAGGAAGAGGAAGGAGAGGAGCCCGAUCUCGGCGGAGGAGAGGAGGUGAGGAGUUCCAGGGCUUCCGGUUCGAGAUCUGCGGCGGCGAAGCCGCUGGCGGACCUAUCCGUUGGCCCCUCGACGAAGGAGCUCAAGAAGAGGGAGAAGAAGGAGCAACUUGCCGUCCAGGCCGCCGAGUUUGCUAGGAAGGAGGCUCUCAAGGAUGAUAGGGAUGCCUUCACGGUGGUCGUCGCGAGCAGGGCGUCGACGCUUGAUGACGGAGAGGACGGCGCUGGCGCUGCCGAUGCCAACGUGAGAGACAUCACGGUCGAGAACUUCUCGGUGUCAGCCAGGGGCAAGGAGCUGCUGAAGAAUGCGACCGUGAAGAUUACUCACGGGAAGAGGUACGGCCUGAUCGGUCCCAACGGGAAAGGGAAAUCUACGCUGCUCAAGCUCUUGGCAUGGAGGAAAAUUCCGGUGCCUCGUAAUAUAGACGUUCUCUUGGUUGAGCAGGAAGUCGUGGGCGAUGACAAGUCCGCCCUGGAAGCUGUAGUUUCUGCAAAUGAGGAACUUGUGAGAGUACGCCAGGAAGUGGCGUCCCUUUCUGGAGCUGCUGCUGGCGAUACCGAUGGUGAUGCAGACGAUGAAGCUGGGGAGAGGCUCGCAGAACUUUACGAGAAGCUACAGAUAAUGGGUUCAGAUGCCGCCGAGGCACAGGCCUCCAAAAUCUUGGCUGGACUGGGUUUUACUAAGGAGAUGCAGACCAGAGCAACCCGUUCCUUCAGUGGAGGGUGGAGGAUGAGGAUUUCUCUGGCGAGAGCUCUUUUCAUUCAACCCACUCUGCUCCUGCUCGAUGAGCCUACUAACCAUCUUGAUCUCCGGGCAGUGCUCUGGCUUGAAGAGUAUCUGACACGAUGGAAGAAAACACUGGUCGUCGUCUCCCAUGAUCGGGAUUUUCUAAACACCGUCUGCACUGAUAUUAUUCAUCUCCAUGACUUGAAGCUCCACUUCUACCGGGGCAACUUUGACGAGUUUGAAGUCGGUUACGAGCAGAAGCGGAAGGAGGCGAACAAGAAAUUCGAGACGUACGACAAGCAGGUCAAAGCUGCAAAGAGGUCUGGUAGCAGGGUGCAGCAAGAGAAGGUGAAGGACAAGGCCAAGUUCGUUGCCGCCAAGGAAGCGUCCAAGAACAAAUCAAAGGGAAAGGUGGACAAUGACGAUGAGUUGCAGCCAGAGGCACCAAAGAGGUGGAGGGACUACACCGUGGAGUUUCACUUUCCUGAGCCCACCGAGCUCACUCCUCCUCUCUUGCAGCUCAUAGAAGUCAGCUUCGCAUACCCUAAUAGGCCAGAUUUCAGACUUUCAGAUGUGGAUGUUGGCAUCGACAUGGGAACGCGGGUUGCGAUCGUCGGGCCCAAUGGAGCCGGGAAAUCCACUCUACUGAAUCUACUCGCAGGCGAUCUGCAGCCCACCGAAGGAGAGGUCCGCCGGAGCCAGAAGUUGAGAAUCGGGAGGUAUUCGCAACAUUUUGUAGACUUGCUGACCAUGGAAGAGACGCCAGUCCAGUAUCUCCUCCGCCUUCAUCCUGAUCAAGAAGGUUUCAGCAAGCAGGAGGCCGUUCGCGCCAAGCUGGGGAAGUUCGGGCUCCCCAGCCACAAUCACCUCACUCCGAUCGCCAAGCUCUCUGGAGGUCAGAAGGCCAGGGUUGUGUUCACCUCCAUUUCCAUGUCCAAGCCUCAUAUCCUGCUGCUGGACGAGCCGACGAAUCAUCUGGACAUGCAGAGUAUCGAUGCCCUGGCAGAAGCACUGGAGGAGUUCUCUGGCGGCGUCGUCCUGGUUAGCCAUGAUUCGAGGUUGAUCUCCAGAGUGUGCGAGGAUGAAGAGAAGAGCCAAAUCUGGAUUGUCGAAGACGGGACCGUCAGCAUCUUUGACGGAACCUUUGAGGACUACAAGGACGAUCUCCUCAAACAGAUCAAAGAUGAAGUGGACAACUGA